AUGAGGUGGGUGCAUGAGAUUCAGUCUCUUCUAUCCCUCUUGAAAGCCCACAUACAUCUAUACAUUUACAUCUACAUCAACAUAGAUACAUUGCAAGAUGUCGAAGGGGAAAUGUCGCGAGUUUCAAAGAAAAAGAACAAACUAACAAAUGAAUAUGUAAUCAAUCAAAAACACACAGUUAAAAGUGAGAGAAUCAGUCAGAUUAAGUAAAAACGCAUUUAAUUGCAGCAAGCUUAAAAUUGUCGGUCGAAUCAACAUGUAGAGAUCAGAGUUUUCUACGAGGCUAAGUUCAAACUUAGUCUAACUAUCUGGAAUACCUUAGUUGAAGUUUUUUAAAGAUGAUGCUUACACUUGUCACCACGCAUAAUUUCUGCACAUCAGGAAAGAGGGUUAGGAGGAAUGCGUGGUUAACAUGAAGAAUUUGUUUGUUCUAACGGCGAUGUCUCUGAUGUGCAAACCGUGUUCUAUUUUUAAAAUCCAUUGAGUCGUAUUCUCUCUGGCUCAUACACGAACCACGAGCUUUCACGUGCAAGCUACGUGACACUACAACUCACAGUACGGGCCUGAUCACAUGAGCCAGGGAAGCUGUAGCCUGCGAGCAAGCUCUCCUAUUUGGGCAAGCGAAGCGAGCCUAUUCACUCGCCCAAAUAGGAGAGCUUGCUUGUAAGCUAGGAAAGCUGUAAGCGUGAACAGUGUGUUACCUGCUGUCCUGUUUCUCGCUUGGCUCAUUUGCCAGACCGCCUGGCAAGCGUGAUUACCUUAUUCGUACUUAAUUUCGCGAUUUUCGCGAUUGUUAAAAAAUCGCGAAAUUAAAGCCUCGCGAGUGAAAAUCCUCGCGAAUUUACACACGCGAAAUUAAAUACCAUGGUAAGAAAUUUGAAUCACAAAAGAUCAACAACGACAUGUACAGCAUAUGUAUCGCCGACAUAAAUAAUAAAUUAUUCCCUGGUAAGCUCAGGGGCACCCAACGAGAAUAUAGUUCAAAACCACUUAAACAUAGCAUUGGUGAAUGUAUUUUAGUAUUUAAACGGUAGAUAUAGGCAUAUUUUUAUCCCCUAAAAAUUUUUCAUCUGUUCGGAAUUCCUAACUGAAAGUCUAGUGAUCCGAAAAUUAUAGGGAUCAAAACUUACCUUUUCGAAAAUGUUAGCCAGAAAAUAGGCUCCCGAAAAUUCUAGGUGAACUUUUUAGGGUAAAAAUUAGUUUAAAAUGGGCAAGUAUACCAUUUUUUAUAUGUUCGAAAAUCCUAGGAGAGGCAUGCAAGAAAGAAAUUUUACAACAAAUGUUCCGAAAAUUCUAGAUCUCAAAUCGUCUUCCGAACAGAUAUUUUUUCGAAAAUUGUCGCUGGGUGCCCCUGUAAGCUCCAUUUUGCAUCUUGUCAAGUGUGAUCAGUAAAGGUAAUCUGCAAAGAUUUCACAUGAAUAUAUCGAGCAGAAAAAUCUAACUACUCAUCUUCAUCUGAGGAUGAUUUGACUGUUAAUAGAGAAGCAAAAAAGUUUAUGAAAGACCAAUUCACGUCUUGGUACUUGGCGCAAAUUCAAAUUCAACUAGAUUCAGGGGUGGUCCUCGAUGAUGUUGAUGUUGACCUGCGACUCUCCGUUCUCAAACCAAUUCAUGCAACUUAG
Porites evermanni is the source of this 1622-nucleotide messenger RNA. Lineage: Eukaryota; Metazoa; Cnidaria; Anthozoa; Scleractinia; Poritidae. The record is from the annotation of a GenBank genome assembly.